Trichoderma atroviride IMI 206040 is the source of this 705-nucleotide messenger RNA. RefSeq lists its product as uncharacterized. Gene Ontology annotation, cellular component: cytoplasm. The record is from RefSeq and is a predicted model, not a curated record. Gene Ontology annotation, molecular function: glyoxalase III activity. NCBI's taxonomy places the organism in Eukaryota, Fungi, Ascomycota, Sordariomycetes, Hypocreales, Hypocreaceae.
AUGGCCCCCAGAAUCCUCUUCGUUCUCACUAGCCGAGCUAAGAUGAACAAUGGUGCACCCACUGGAUGGUAUUUGCCUGAGUUUGCCCGGCCUUAUUACCACUUGAUUGGUGCAGAUGAGGCAAAGCCCAGAGCUGAAAUCGUCGUUGCUUCCCCUGCUGGUGGCCUUGCUCCGAUAGACGAAGUGUCAGUGAAAAACUUCAAGGACCCUGCGUCGGUUAAGUUUUAUGAAACCAAGAAGAAUCUUUGGGAGCAAACAUCAGCCCUCAAAGAUUUCCAUGGAAAGGCAUCCGAGUUUGAUGCCAUUUUCUAUCCUGGUGGCCACGGGCCCAUGUUCGAUCUCGUUGACGACAAGGAUUCCAUCAAGCUGAUUGAGGAAUUCUACAAUGCUGGUAAAAUUGUGGCAGCUGUCUGCCAUGGCCCUAUCGCUCUCGUGAAUGCCAUUGUGGACGGGAAACCGCUCCUCAAUGGGCGCAGGGCCACUGGCUUCAGCAACGCAGAAGAAGACGCCAUUAAGCUGUCCGAUGCCAUGCCAGCUCUGCUGGAGGAUGAAAUCAAGCGAGUAGGCGGCAGCUAUGUCAAAUCAGAUGCACUCUGGAAGGAACAAGUCGUCGUUGAUGGGCGAGUCAUCACUGGCCAGAACCCAAACUCUGCCCAAGGUGUUGGCAUCGCAAUUGCUCAGGCACUUGGUCUUGAAUCUGCAUAA